Aspergillus pseudotamarii is the source of this 1500-nucleotide messenger RNA. RefSeq lists its product as uncharacterized. The transcript is spliced from 4 exons. The record is from RefSeq and is a predicted model, not a curated record. Bases 1 to 1500 code for a protein of 499 amino acids. Lineage: Eukaryota; Fungi; Ascomycota; Eurotiomycetes; Eurotiales; Aspergillaceae.
AUGACCCAGCCAGCGCCCAGAAGGGCUUUGGUAGAUCUGGACAAUAUCGAGUUCUACCGGCCCCAGCCCUUAAAAUCGCAACAGUCAGAAUCUGCUCUUCUUAUCCCCCCGAUUCUUCCGCCCCUCUCUAUCCUCCCAGGUGCGGCUGCCCGCAAAACCCUCCCUCGCGGCGAUAGUGCUCUGCCUUUUCACCAUCCUUAUGGGUUGGAUUCUUCAUGCAGUCCUGCAUCGCUCAAUACAUUUGAUGUCGAGUUGACCAGGUGCGCCAACGCAGCAUCACUAGCGACAGAUUCCCAUACGGUCAACGAACUCACGCAGGGAGAAACCGGCAACGAGACCUUUGAUGCCUCCACUUUCUCCCUGGCUUUGUCUCCCUCUCUCUCCAGCCUCCCAAAAACAACAGAUCUGCCUGGCCCCUUUGGAAGUACAACAAGUCGAGAAGGGAUUAGGGUCUCUACAGAGCCCGACAGUCAUUUAUGCUUUCCAUCUUCGGACUUACAGGAGCGGGAUCAGCCCCGAGACAUACGGCCUUGCGGCUCACAUGACGAGCCCAGCGUAAGCUACGGGCGCUGUUCAAAUAUCCCGCACCACGACAACCACAGCAUAAAUAUGUGCGGGACUCCCCCGUCCACCCAUAUAGCACAGACACAGAACGAUGUAGCCAGCAAGCCUCUCGGGGAGCGAGAAAACGAUCGGGUUGCUUUGGGCGAUGGCCCACUGCAGCUGAAGGAAAACAUCUUAAUGCCAGCCUUGAGUCAGGGGGACCCCCUUCUAAACGAUCAACGACUGCCUUCGAUCGGUGUGGUAGGCUCUGGCCCAGAAAACCAACGCCAUUCAGACUCAGGUAGUUCCCUUUCCGCGGAGUCAAAGAAAGCAUCAGUUCGUCAGAGAAGUCCGAUGCCUCGUCGCCAGGUAGCAGGUGUUACCCCCAGUCCAGAACUCCCAUCCACAAUCACAAAGCCGCCCCGGCGAAAGUCCUUCGAAGUUGCCCAUGCACGAAUUGUUGGAGGGAGAAAUCGACCACGCCGCAACUGCCAACCGGACGUUGAUGUUGUUCAGCGUGACCGCCAUCCUGACUGCUCUGACCAGGAGGAGAGCCCGCGUCUCACGAAGAGACGUAAACGUGCAAUUCGACCCGUGGGAACAUUGACCAACCGUACAUCUUCCGGACCUUCCGGGAAGUUGCGACAUAGCUCAGCGUCCGCGCAGUCAGCAAAGUCUUACGGCAGUCAAGAUAUUUUUGGGCAUGCCAUCCUUACUGUCGAGACUCACGCGUUGGGGACCUCGUAUUUUUUCUCUUUCGAGCCAAACUCACCAAAUGAGCUCAACGCACCGCGAUUUCAGUUCGCUCAUGACGAGCCGCGCCGCCUGACGGCCCCUUCAUCCACGCGCGGUGAUAUUCAACCCCAUCGAAGAGCGAGAAUGGGAAGUGGAGCAAAUCUUGGCGUCACGGAUCUGGAGAGGAAAACUGCAAUAUCAGGCUCAGUGGAAAAGAUGUGA